This is a messenger RNA of Glossina fuscipes, 2475 nucleotides long. It is a transcript of the gene Rab26, whose product is annotated as ras-related protein Rab-26. The transcript is spliced from 8 exons. The coding region runs from base 1045 to 2004 and encodes 319 amino acids. Lineage: Eukaryota; Metazoa; Arthropoda; Insecta; Diptera; Glossinidae. Gene Ontology annotation, cellular component: Golgi apparatus; endosome. Gene Ontology annotation, molecular function: GTPase activity; GTP binding. The record is from RefSeq and is a predicted model, not a curated record.
AAAAAUAUUCUUAUCUCGUAGUAAUAAAUGGAAAAAAAAAAUAAAAAACACACAUUCCAUGCGAACGAAUAACGUUAUUUAGGGAAUUUAUUGACUAAGCAGUUAUUGUAGAUGUAAGCAUUAGUAAUACAUAUAUGUGCGUACAAAAUGUCGAAUGCAGCCAAAUAUACAAAUUAUUAGCAAUAAUUAGUUGACUCGUAAAUAAACUACAUUAAUUUCAUUUAAUUUCAUUCGUAAAUCACAAGACAAAAAAUGAAAGUCGACGACGUUCGUAUGCUACAUGAUAUCCCAAUUUACCAAAAAUUUAACGAAAUUUAUAACAACAAUUCAGCAAUCAAGCAUAUAUAACUGCCAACUAAACCAAAGUCUACAUAAUUAAUAAAUAACAAUAGCAACCACUCCAAUAUCAUGGUGAUACGUCAAUUUAUUGCAUCAUUCUCAUGGAUUAAUAAAGAGAGUUGCAUUAAAGAAAAUCACAGAUUUGUUAAGAUUUCAUAGAUAAGAGAAAUGUUUGGAGAGAGAGAGAGAGAGAGAGAUAGACAAAAUUUAAGAGAAUAUUGAGAAAUGUACGGUGUUAAUUUAUACAAGACACGUUCCUCACACACAUCUAUGAUGAAUCAAUUUUUUCCCUUGUGACUUCUAUGGUAGGAUGAAGCAACUAUUUAUGAUUAUUUUAAAAGCGCCUUUUUCAAAACUUAAAACCAAAAGCUAAGAUUAAAUCAAGUAAAUAGAGUUAACAGCAUGCACUUUACAGCGUUUUAAAAUUGAAAAGCAAACGCAUCAAGUUUAUAAUAAUAUAAUAAGGACCAACUAUAUUAAAAAUAUAAAAAAUCAUUGUCAAUGGAUUCCCAAAGUAACGAAAAGUUUUAAUUAAUCAACUUGUAGUCGUUAAAUUAAUAAAUGAAAAAUAAAAAGAACUAUUAACGAAAACAAUUUGAAAACAAAUCCCACCCUGACAAGUUUUGUUUGUAACGAAUUUCUUUUUACUUAAAUUGAUUAAACCAAGCAUAUCCUUAAAAGCUACCAACAACCGCUUAACAUAAAAUGUCUCAAUUACCGGAUGAUGCGAGUAGUAUGAGUGAUGACGUCUUCGAAGAUGCUGAAACUACACAGAAACGUUUGGAAGAGUCCCGAAAAUACAACUUUCAUACGAAUAAUGAUUCGGGUCAAACACGUGGUACAGUUUAUUAUGGUGACGGCGCCGUAGCGUCAACAGAAUAUUGUCGCUCACAUUCACCGAGCGGUUACCCGGGUUAUAGACCACCACGAGAAGCUUUACAAUUAUAUGCCUUGGAAGAUGCUGUUUACACAGUAGAUGACUACGAUGACGGCUGGCGUUCAUAUCAUUACGACGAGGUGGGCAUGCAGCCAGCACCAAUGCAUUUACAACCAUUCGAUGAUACCGUCAAUCAUAAGACAAUACUGUUGGGCGAUUCUGGUGUUGGCAAAACAUCAUUCUUAGUUAAAUACAAUACAGGUGAAUUUCGUUUAGGUUCAUUUUCGGCUACUGUCGGCAUAGCUUUAACGAACAAAGUAGUACUAGUGGAUGGCACUCGUGUUAAAUUACAAAUAUGGGAUACAGCUGGUCAGGAACGUUUUCGUAGCGUCACUCAUGCCUAUUAUAGAGAUGCUCAUGCUUUACUUUUACUUUACGAUGUUACCAAUAAAGUUACCUAUGAUAAUAUCCGAGCAUGGUUAUGUGAGAUACGGGACUGUGCUCAAGAAAACGUUGUGAUUGUGUUAAUAGGCAACAAAGCGGAUUGCAGUAAUAGUGACCGUCAAAUUAAGCGAGAAGAUGGCGAACGUUUAGCACGCGAACACAAUGUGCCAUUUAUGGAAACCUCAGCUAAGACAGGACAAAAUGUUGAAUUAGCGUUCGAAACAGUCGCCAGGCAGCUGAAGAGUCGUGGUUAUGAAAAUGGCGACGAAGGUAAAUUUAACGUUCAUGAGUUUGUACGAGACAACACAAAAGCCAAGAGUGUAUGUGCUCAGUGUAAUUUUUAAAAUAAUUCUAAAAAAAAAAAAAUAUCUUAGAAUUCUGCGUAACAGCAUCCCCUGCCCUCAUUUUUUUUUUUUUAUCCCCUUUUAUGCACCACUACUUGGCGUAAUAACAUAAGCCAUGUUUUCUUUUUGCAUCAAGUUUUUAUUUCUUCUUUCUUUUUGUUUACCGUUCAACCAAUACUCUGGUAAAAUUUAAAGUAUAAAGUCGUUAAACAUUUUGUUAGACUAUAAAAUUUGUUUUUAUUUUAGUUUUUAAUUAAUUAACUCGAACUUGCAGGAAUUUUUCUUUAUUUAUUUAAGAAAAUAUUUUAAGGCAUUUAAAGUCUUCUGUUAAGGAGUCAUCUUUAUUGUAUUUUCCUAUUACAUGAAAACCGAUAAAGCAUAUUGCUCUUAUAUACGAGACAGACAGAGACUGUGAGAGAGAAACAGAGAAAGAGAGAGAGAGAGAGAGAGAGAUAGAGAGAGAAAUUUAAA